This is a messenger RNA of Trichechus manatus latirostris (Florida manatee), 786 nucleotides long. It is a transcript of the gene TMEM238, whose product is annotated as transmembrane protein 238. The record is from RefSeq and is a predicted model, not a curated record. The annotation marks the transcript as partial. Lineage: Eukaryota; Metazoa; Chordata; Mammalia; Sirenia; Trichechidae. The transcript has a single exon.
ACAUGGGCUCCCCAUGAGUCAGAAUGGACCCCACGGCAACACGUUUGGUUUUUGGUAUUCCCACCACCGGGCUUGGAGAACAGAAGGCCUCAGGAGGCCACAUUGCACAGUAACAGCGCCCUGGUUUCCCACAGUGCACUAUGCUGCCUCAUUUAGGACUCCCUGAAUUUUUACUGCGUGUUGCUUCGGGGUGCAGGGGCCCUGGGCCACCCAUGUCUGCGCGCCUGGCUGCUCCAGCACAGAAACCACCGCCAAGAAGCCUCCAAGCCGGGCCCGUGGGCGCUCAGGUGACCGGGCGGGCGCCGAGCAUAGCUGGUGCUGUCCCCUGACCCCGCCCCGGGACGGGCCGCACCCGGAACGCUCUUGCGGAGGCAGCGGCGGCGGCGCAGGGCCAUGGCGGCGACGGCGGCGUGCACCCUGCCGGGGCCCCCGCCUGAAGUCCCGACCCCGCCGGCGGCCGCACCCGCGCCCGUGUCCGGCCUGGGCCGCUGCCGGAUGGCGCUGCUGCUGGCCGUGGCGCUGGACGUGGCGGGCAUGGCGGCGCUGCUGACCGGCGUGUUCGCGCAGUUGCAAGUGCGCGGCCGCGACUUCGGCGACCUGCUCAUCUACUCCGGCGCGCUGCUCGUCUUCCUGAGCCUGCUUGGCUGGAUCCUCUGGUACACCGGCAACAUCGAGAUCUCACGCCAGGAACUGGAGCGCGACUACGGCCUGCGGCCCUCGGCUCUAGCCCGCCUCGCGCGCAAGAUCUCCCGCCGAUGGUCGGCACCGGCCUCCUCCUCCGGCGCG